Pogonomyrmex barbatus (red harvester ant) is the source of this 1737-nucleotide messenger RNA. RefSeq names its product 3-hydroxyacyl-CoA dehydratase 2 (gene Hacd2). Gene Ontology annotation, molecular function: 3-hydroxyacyl-CoA dehydratase activity. Gene Ontology annotation, biological process: fatty acid elongation; very long-chain fatty acid biosynthetic process; sphingolipid biosynthetic process. Gene Ontology annotation, cellular component: endoplasmic reticulum membrane. The record is from RefSeq and is a predicted model, not a curated record. Lineage: Eukaryota; Metazoa; Arthropoda; Insecta; Hymenoptera; Formicidae.
UCAGUAUUGAAAAUCUAUAAUAUACGUGAUCUGAACUAUAUAUUUUCAGUAUGGCAAUGAAUAUCGAAACGCAUUCGUAGUCAAAGGAUACUGCGUCCAGAGCACUGGCUGUUAUCCCCCCCUUAACAUCCCUCGUCGACUGUCGAACGCGUUACGAUUUUUAUAUGUAUUUGUGAUUAAUUGAUUCAACGAUCAAGUAGAACGACGGAUAAAAGUCCAAAUAGAAACGUGAAUGCACACGCUGCUGUUAACAGUGAAUUCUUAGAAUCAUUCUGAGAAGAAUCGGUGAUAGUACUAGUGAUAACAAAUUUUCCCGUCGUUGGAUUACUAUGAUAAGAUGUCCAAUACGCUCACGCCGUUUGUAUACUGGGCCCAAACUGAGAGUCAAGUUACACUGAAAGUAGACUUAACUGACGUGAAGGAUCUCAAUGUUAAUCUAAAAGAAACUUUAUUGCAAGUUACAGCCUAUGGACAAGGAGCUAGAGGACUAAAUAAUUACAGUUUCAGCCUGAAUCUUCACUCACCUAUUGAUCCAGAUGAGAGUAAUUAUAAAGUAAUUGAUCGUGAAAUAGAUUUUGUUUUAAAAAAGAAAUGUAAUGGUUGGUGGCCAAGAUUGACAAGUCAGCCGCAAAAGCCUUCGUGGCUCAAGAUUGAUUUUGAUAAGUGGAAAAGCGAAGAUAUGGAUGACAAUGAGGAUGAGAAACGUGAUAUCCUUGAUGAUUAUCCAGAUAUGUAUGAUAAGUUACAUAAAGAAGAAUUUGGUUAUAGAAAAGAGGAUUUCGCAAAAGUAUAUCUAGUCAUAUAUAACCUUUGUCAAUUUGUUGGCUUUAUUUAUGUGCUUGCUGUAAUGGCUGUUAGAUAUUCGCGCGAUGGACCAGAUUUUAUGAAAGAAACGUAUCUUGCAGUUGGCACUCCGGUCAAAUUCGUACAACUUUUACAAUUUCUAGAGGUGAUGCACUCUAUGUUUGGAUAUACAAAGAGUAGUACAUUGGUGUCUUUCCUACAAACAGGAGGCAGAACAUUCAUAUUGUUUUUGAUGAUCGACGCCGAGCCUCGUAUGCAAACUAAACCAGUUGUUUUCUACCUGUUUCUCAUAUGGGGUACAGUAGAAAUAGUCAGAUAUCCAUACUACAUCACGCAGUUAUUGAAUAUUAAAAUAUCUUUUUUGACUUGGUUGAGAUAUACAAUAUGGAUAUUUUUAUAUCCAUUGGGCUUCGUAUGCGAAGGUAUCGUAAUGUUACGGAACAUUCCAUACUUCGAAGAAACUCAAAAGUUUACCGUUUCUUUACCAAAUAUUUACAAUUUCACUCUUCACUUUCCAUCUGUUAUAAGAAUUUAUUUGCUUUUCUUACUCUUGCCUGGAAUAUACACGGUAAUGUCUCAUAUGAACCAGCUGCGUUCUAGAAAACUUGGAAAGUCGACUAUUAAAAGAAAGUAUAAUUAAUUUCGCAAUAAGUAGAUAAUCUAUCAUUUGCGAUAUUCUUCUUUACGCCGGUAAUUACUUUUACAAUAAAGGAUGGGAUAUACACAGAACGAAUAAUAAUAGCUCUGUUUUAGUUUAGCUUUCCUAAUACCAGUGUCAUUUUGUGUAGAUAUUUGUAUGGAUAUAUUUUUAUCGCUUUCGAAACUAGUGAAUAUAUCUAACGAAAGAAUUUAAAUAAUAUAUACUCAGAAUCAAUGCAAAGAGCUUUCGAGGCGUUGAUGCAAAAGGAGAUUUUUAUCUAGUCAAAUUUAAUA